AUGGAAUCGGAUCAUGGCAGUAGACUCAACCCUUCUGUGUGUUGGUAUCACAAUUUGUACGGUGAUACGAUGACUACUUACAGAUUCAGAGAAGACUCGGGCCACCACAAAAUAAGAUGUUUUGGCUCAUGUCUCGAAAUUGCGCCACGUAGUGGGUGUGCUGGUGAAGUGGUUUGCUGCUUGGUUUGGAAGCCGUUUUUGCUCACGAUGACACCAUCCACCAUCUCGACACCGUUGAGAAGGGCAGUCAGAUAUCUGGCAACGGCUCUGCCGCAACAAAUUCGGAUCGAUUCGGCUAAUGGGCAGAUGCCCUACACCACUACCAACAGGUGGCACGCAGCCAUGAAUUUUCUGCCCAAGCCAAGCAAAGUUCCGCGCUACCAUUACCCGAUCAUCCUCACCAGCGUCUUCAUCUUCACCAUGUACUUCGCUUUCUUAAGGGAGAAGAAUGAAUUCGAUUUAAUCUUUGAACAACCACCCCGCCCACUAGCGCCGUUACAACCUACUCAGGAUCACUAG
Molecule: messenger RNA, 519 nt
Organism: Echinococcus granulosus
Lineage: Eukaryota; Metazoa; Platyhelminthes; Cestoda; Cyclophyllidea; Taeniidae
Exons: 3
Coding region: 1-519 (172 amino acids)
Source: RefSeq, a predicted model, not a curated record